CUGCCCUGUGCUCUCUUCUGGCUGUGUCACUGUGCUUUACCUCUCUCCAGGCCUUCAUUCAUUCAUCUGCUCACACACUUCAGCAAUCAUGAGUAUGAGAACAAGCUACAGCAUGCGUUCCUCCAGCUCUCAGGUGCCGGUGUCCCAAAUGUCCAUCAAGCGCACCGCCACCAGCAGCAUGCCAACUUACCGCGCUGCAAGCACCUAUGGAGGUGCCGGGGGUCAGGGGACCCGUAUCUCCUCUGCCUCCUACUCAGGAGUCCGCAGUGGAGUAGGAUUGCCCUCCAUGUCUAGCUCCUUCCAUGUAAGUGCCACCGGAGCCACUGGUGAGAUCACGGGCAAUGAGAAGAUGGCCAUGCAGAACUUGAAUGACCGUCUGGCCUCCUACCUGGAGAAAGUCAGGACCCUGGAGCAGGCCAACAGCAAGCUGGAGCUGAAAAUCAGAGAGGCCCUAGAGAAGAGAGGCCCUGAUGUAAACGACUACAGCCGUUAUCAGCUCAUCGUUGAUGAACUGCGCAAGAAGAUAUUUGAUGCCACCGUGGACAAUGCCCGCAUUGUGCUUCAGAUUGAUAAUGCCCGCCUGGCCGCUGAUGAUUUCAGAGUGAAGUAUGAAUCUGAGCUUUCCAUCCGCCAGAGUGUGGAGGCCGACAUUGCUGGCCUGAGAAAGGUCAUUGAUGACACCAACAUGAACCGGCUGAACCUUGAAAGCGAGAUUGAGGCCCUCAGGGAGGAGCUCAUCUUCCUGAAGAAGAACCACGAAAAUGAGGUGAUGGAGCUUCGUAACCAGAUCUCCCAUUCAGGAGUGCAGGUGGACGUUGAUGCUCCCAAGGGACAUGACCUUGCCCAGAUCAUGGGGGAGAUGAGAGCCAAGUAUGAGAAGAUGGCCCUCAAGAACCAAGAGGAGCUCAAGGCCUGGCACGAAUCACAGAUCACAGAGAUUCAGGUACAAGUCUCACAGAGCACAGAGGCCCUCCAGGGUGCUCGUACAGAAGUCAAUGACCUUCGCAGACAAAUCCAGACACUGGAAAUUGAGUUGGAGUCACAGAGGAACAUGAAAGGAUCACUGGAGGCCACAUUGCGGGACACAGAAAUGCGCUACAACAUGGAGAUCGAGAGCCUAAAUGCCGUUAUCAUGCAGCUGGAGUCUGAGCUCACUCAGCUGCGCAACAACAUCCAGCAACAGACACAGGAGUACGAGGCUCUGCUGAACAUCAAGAUGAAGUUGGAGGCAGAAAUCGCAACCUACAGGAGGCUUCUGGAUGGUGGAGACUUUAAGCUUCUGGAUGCUCUUGAGGAGCAAAAGAAGGUGAAAGUCAUGACAGUCACACAGACAUUGGUGGAUGGGAAGGUGGUGUCUUCAAGCACAGAGACCAAGGAGAGGAAACUCUGAACACCAGAUUUCAGAUUGCCCACAGCAACACAAUACAGACACCUUAUGGGCCAAUGCUAAAAUUAUCCAAAGACAGUUUGGACUUAUCAAGUUAAGUAAAGUCUUAGUCUUAGCAAACAUGCAAUGCAUUUAACAUGCUACAUUUCCAAAUUAUUUAAAACUAUAAAUCUCACAUGUAAUAACUAUAGCCAAAAAGCUUUAAGGUCAAACUGAAACUUUAUUACAUAUUUUUGUAAUGAAAAUGACUGUUUACGAUCACCAUGUUGUCCCACUUUGUUUCCAUGUUGUGUUGUACACUCCCACUUGUCCAUGUCAAUAAAAGCAGACACUAUUAACAAA
Molecule: messenger RNA, 1729 nt
Organism: Xyrauchen texanus (razorback sucker)
Lineage: Eukaryota; Metazoa; Chordata; Actinopteri; Cypriniformes; Catostomidae
Product: keratin, type I cytoskeletal 18-like
Exons: 7
Coding region: 89-1390 (433 amino acids)
Biological process (GO): intermediate filament cytoskeleton organization
Cellular component (GO): keratin filament
Molecular function (GO): structural molecule activity
Source: RefSeq, a predicted model, not a curated record